CAUAUUCACCUUUUUGGAGAGGCUCCUAAACAGACUUUGUGGUUCCUGAAUAUCAGAGGUUCGCUCACGGUACAGAAUGAGCCGAGAUAAGGAUGCGGGUGGAGGUCCGAGGAAAGUCGCGCAUUGCAGAGGUCAGCCGAAGCUUCCCAUCAUCUUUCAAUCCUUCUCCAAAGCAUUGCACUCGAUCGCUGUCUUGGACUAGCAAACUAUUAAUAUGGCACCUACUCUGGACAAAGUGCUCCUUCAUGGAUACUGCUGGGGCAAUGCCUUCUGGUACGGCUCGAGAGGCCUAUGCCGUGUCGUGGAUCCUCUGAUGGUCAUUGGCUGGUUCCGUCCUCCGGUAGAGCAACACCUCAGCCCGACAGACCUUGAGCUAUACAACGUACGCACCGAUGGCUGGGGCCUCAUCUCCCUCGCAGCCGCUCUCUUAGUCCUUUCCCGCGCCUAUUCUCUCGGCCAUGUCAACAGAAGCUACUCGAAAGCCGUCGUCCUCGUUUCCAUCUUCCAUCACGUCACCACCAUGAUGGGCGCGUACCAGCAUUACAAGCUCGACAGUCACUACACAACCGCAAUGUGGAUUGGUGUUUGGGUCAACCUUUUCCUGACGGUAGUUGGUGCUAUUGUCGUCGGAGAUCUGGGUCAGGGCGUGGGCCAACAAUCCGAGGACGAACCGGACACCGAUGAGUCUGACAAUUGCAACACCCCAGUGUCCGCCAGUCAUGUUGAGCUUGCGUCCGAGUCCAAGCCUGAUCUCGAACCCGAACCAAAGCCCAAACCCCCUGAUAAUCCAGAAUUCAAGCGCGAGACUACUAGUAAUCCAAAACAGAAAAAGUCCAAAAAGUCCAAAAGGACCGCGAAAUUCUUGAAGCUUGUGAAAUUCUUGAGAACAAUAAAAUCCAUGAAAUCAAGGAUCAUGAACUCCAAGAAGAGGAGGAGGUCAAGAAAGGCAAACAUCAAGAAAUCGAGUCCCAGAUGA
This is a messenger RNA of Aureobasidium subglaciale EXF-2481, 976 nucleotides long. RefSeq lists its product as uncharacterized. The transcript is spliced from 5 exons. NCBI's taxonomy places the organism in Eukaryota, Fungi, Ascomycota, Dothideomycetes, Dothideales, Saccotheciaceae. The coding region runs from base 215 to 976 and encodes 253 amino acids. The record is from RefSeq and is a predicted model, not a curated record.